GAGAUGUGAAGAUGGCAGAGUCACCCUGCAAAGGGGCAUGGAAGCUGGGAGAGGAAAGAGGUGUGGUGUUUUUACCACACAGAAUUCAGGUUUCAUCUGAUAAGCUUUUCUGAGGAUGUUAUUUGAGGAUGCACUUCCACAGAACCAAGAAAGAGGAGGGCAUGUAGACAGGGAAUCCAGGAGCAUUGAGGGGGUGCAGUAGAACAGAUGGCAUGAAGGAAUGUUAGAAAGAAGGGAGAAAAAACAAACCAGGGACUUGAAUCUGGCUCCACCAUUCGAUGGGUGCUUUGUAGUCACUAAAAGACCUUUGCAAUAAAAAGCUAGGUGGUAGGAUAAGCUCUUCUUUGUGAAGAGAGAGACCGUGCUUGGCUGUGCCUGGGCAGUGAAGCCCAUCACUGAAGGUUCUUAAAGAUGGGACUUGGGACCAGGGAAGAGAAGACUGAGGUGGGAGGGAGGCUUGCAAUGGGUACCCUUUUUGUUGUUUGGUUUUUUAAACCAGGUGAUCGUAUUAUCCUUGUUACAUUUUAAGAAACUAGUUAAUGCGAUGGGUUGGGAGAUGAUGAGAGAGGUAACCAGAUGAGGAAACAUCAGGAAUAGUGCUGGCCCAGGGGUCAGUGGGCUGGAAGUGUGGUGGAGGACCUUGGCUCCAGCCACCACCCUGACCCAUUGUGACCUCUCUGUGCCUAGACCUUUGUGACAGUCUCCCCAGGGGAGACCUGAGCUAUGACACCCUGAGUGCCCUCAGUAAGAGGGUGGCAGUUGGGCCCAGGUCCAGAAUCUGGACCUGGGAUAAGGAAGGGGUCACAGGGAGAUAUGAAAGGGCCAAAAACCCUGGGCCCCUGUAGCCAUCAUCACCCUCAGUGCCCCUCAUCCCCAGCACAGAGCCAUGGAAGAUACCUGGAUCAGCCCUACCAGGGAUUUGUAAGGUGGCCCUGCCUGGUCUCCCUCACCUCCACUCACCCUGUGGGGUCUGUGAGGCCUUUCCCAUCCCCAGAGGCAGGGGAUGGGGCAUCCAGGGUGUAGGGUGAGGCACACAGGGUCUCUACCUUUGGCAAAGAGGGAAAGACACAGUGACAGAGACAGAGCAACCAUUCAGGGGCAAGCCAAAAAGAGGUGGCAGCAGGGCUGGGGUGGGGGGUACCGCUAUACUUAGGGGGAGGGCAGGGGGUGCCCAGGCAAGGGAGGGUCCCUGGCUCAGGGCCUGGACCUGCCUGCCCUUAGCCAGUGGGAGGGAUCACAGCCUCAUCCAGGGCAGCUGCCUCCCAGCUCCAGAACCCACCGCCGGUGCCUGCAGAACAGUCUUUCCUCCAGCUGGAGCAGGAGAACCAGUGCCUGAAAAGGCAGAACCAGGACCUGCAGAAGCAGCUGGAGGCCCUCCUGGGACCAGGUCACCAGUUCCUGCCCUUGUGCCCCAAACACUCGGGCUGCAUGGCCCUGGCCUGGCCUUCGGACCUGGCUGGGGCCCGGCCCCUGGAGGCCAGGGGGCCCCUACAGGUGCUGCGGCGGGAGGUAUGCCGGGGGGAGGAGGCGUUUGUGCAGCAGUCCCAGAAUGAGCUGCAGCAGAUCCGCCUGUCCUUUGAGAGGAAGAAGAUGGCCAUCACUGAGGUGUGGGAUGGCGUGGCCGAGGUGCACAUGGCCCUGAACAACCAGGCCACUGGGCUCCUGAACCUCAAGAAGGACAUCCGGGGUGUGCUGGAGCAGAUGGAGGACAUUCAGCUGGAGAUUCUGGGGGAGCGCGCCGAGUGCCGCACCCAGGCCAGGAAAGAAGAGCAGUUGGCUUGCAUAGUGCACUGGAGUCCCCAUCCUUCCCCUCCUCUCAGCAUCACACCCCCGCCCCACACCCCAAAGCAGUCUCUGACCCGACCCCCUUCCCAGCAGAAGUCGAGGCCGCAGGUGGGCUGUUUCGAUGCCUUCAAAGGCCAGCUCUGGCUGCUGGCCCUGAGGCUGCUGCUGGGUGCCCUGCUGGCUUGCAUCACCGCCUACGUGUACGUGGUAGACCCCGAGCCUUUCGAGGGGCUGGUGCCGCCCCUGCUGAGCCGCGCCACAGUCUGGAAGCUCCGGGCCCUCCUGGACCCAUUCCUGCGCCUCGAGGUGGAUGGCUUCCUGCCCUUCUAG
This is a messenger RNA of Loxodonta africana (African savanna elephant), 2115 nucleotides long. RefSeq names its product coiled-coil domain containing 188 (gene CCDC188). NCBI's taxonomy places the organism in Eukaryota, Metazoa, Chordata, Mammalia, Proboscidea, Elephantidae. The record is from RefSeq and is a predicted model, not a curated record.